AUGGACGAAGAGGUCUACUAUCAUAUGAAUGAACCGAAUAUCACUUCAAGCCGUAUAGCAAAUGGUACGGACGCUGUGAUGACUGAUAAGCCAUCUGAGGCACCAUGGGCAGUUAGGGUUAAAUUGAGAGAAUUAUUUAUAAAUGAUAACGACAGAUGUUCCGGUGUAUUGAUUGCCAUGAAUUGGGUCUUAACGUCCGCCCAUUGUUUGGAAGACCACUGGUACGCGACAUUAGUUAUAAAGACCUCAUCGCUUAAGGGCGUUCAGACCCGACACGUGAACCAAACAUUUAAGACGCCGAGCGGUGCGGACUUGGCUAUGCUUCAAACGGACCGACACUUUACUCGAUUCCGGGAUCGCGUAUUGAAGAGACACUACUCUAUAAACACCGUAUGUCUGCCGGAAAUGAAUCGUACGUUCACUUCGGGAAAUGUGACGGUUUUUGGUUUCGGUUAUAUCAGUGAUAAGGGCUGGCGAUCCGAUAAACUACAGAAAGCUAUACUAAAACUUUGGGCCUUUGAUUUGGUGUCAGUCGUGUUUUGUGAAAUCACUGAUUAUAAUAGACUGUGCGCCUCAUCUAUUAAAGGCCGCACCUGUCGAGGUGAUUCGGGCGGCGGUUGGGUUCAGUAUAACGACCGGUACGGGACUCAAGCGGUGGUUAUUGGCAUUCAUAAAGGUUCUGAUGUUUAUACGAGGUGUAGUAAUAGGACUUCAAUUGCCAUCAAUUUAUCCCACUGGAGUGUGCCAUGGGUGAUAAGGGCCUCUCCGUAUAGGAGCGCAGGCUUUCAAACGCGGUAUACGAAGACAUUUAUAGCGUUCAAUGAAUCCGACGUGGGUUUGAUUCAAACGGACCGACCCUUUACUCGACUCCGGGACCGCACCCUAAAGAGACACUACUCUAUAAACACUGUAUGUCUGCCGGAAAUGAAUGGGAAUUUUAGUUCUGGAAAUGUGACGGUAUUUGGUUUCGGUUACACCGGAGAUGACGGGUCAAAAUCCGAGAAUCUACAGAAAGCUAUACUAGAGCUCUGGUCCUAUGAUGUGAUGUCUGACCACCGUUGGUACGGAAAAUAUAUGCUAAGAGCGUCGCCGUACAGAAGCGCAGGCUUUCAGACCCGACAUAUUAACCAAACAUUUAACUCGUCGAGCGGUGCGGACUUGGCUUUGAUUCAAACGGACCGACCCUUUGACCGACUUCGGGACCGCACACUAAAGAGACACUACUCUAUAAACACUGGUGAUUCGGGCAGCGGUUGGAUUCGAUAUAACGAUUGGUACGGGACUCAGGCGAUAGUGUUGGGCAUCCAUUCACAAUCUGAAAUAUUC
Molecule: messenger RNA, 1326 nt
Organism: Medioppia subpectinata
Lineage: Eukaryota; Metazoa; Arthropoda; Arachnida; Sarcoptiformes; Oppiidae
Source: the annotation of a GenBank genome assembly